CGGGCCGCAAGUGAGAGGUACGCGGGCCGUAUGCGGCCCGCGGGCCGCUUGUUGCCGACCGCUGUUUUAAAGGAUGAUUUCUGUGAUAAAACUACCCUUUGUCCUUCCUCGGGACUCGAAACUAUCUCCAUACCAAAUUUCAACUAAAUCGGUUCAGCUGUUUAGGCGUGGAGAGGUAACUGACAGACAGACAGACACAUUUUCGCAUUUUAUAAUAUAUUAGUAUGGAUUCAGUGGACUUUAAAAAUUGAAAUAGAUUAACUGUAUUUUCUUCCGCGCGUUAUCCCGGCUUUUUGCAACGGCUCAUUUAAGCCUGGGGUCCGCUUGACAACUAAUCCCAAUUGGCGUAGGCACUAGUUUUUACGAAAGCGACUACCAUCUGACCUUCCAGAGGGGAAACUAGGUCUUAUUGGGAUUUUUCACGAAGUUUUCCUUCACCGAAAAGCGACUGGUAAAUAUCAGAUAUGUGACGUUCCAUGGAAAAAGGUACCUUAUGGCGGCUGGCGCUUACGUCGCAUAGCGCCGCAAUAAUAUUGGAGCGGCGUUAAUAAUAGCGUAAGCGCCAACCGCCAUAAGGUACCUUUACAGGUGGGACGUCACAUAUUUCGUACAUAAGUUCCGAAAAACUCAUUGGUACGAUACGAGUCGGGGUUUGAACCCGCGACCUCCGAAUCCUUUCAAUCGAAAGUCGCACGCUCUUACCGCUAGGCCACCAGCGCUCUUAGUAGGUUGUUUGCAUUAUGUAUGUGUUAUUGAAAUUUCAUUUUUAUGUCAACUUUAUCGGGUAAUAAACCCCAUAGCGUGGCGAUAUUGACCGAUGUGUUCGUUUUUAAGAAUAAGUACGUGCGCCGCAUUUCUUGCGGUCACCCUUGCCAUCGCUCCGAACAGCGUCAACAUAAACCUAGAGACUAGUAUAAGGAUCGGAUCACGAGAAAACAUACACACAGUACUCGGAAACUUAACCAGAUUUCUAGACAAAGUAAAACAUGCUUUAUUACCAACACACAAGGUUUAUAUUAAACGGCGAGCGCAAGAAACAAAAUCAAAAAAAUACUUUACCAAUUUCUUAAAUGAUGUCGUUGAAACUAUAUUAAAUUUUAAAUACGACGAGACAUUUUGGUUCUUUUCUUGUCUGUAUAAAGAAAUAAAAUACUACUUUAAGUACAAAGGAUCAGCUUUUGCGGAUAUUGUGAAGAAUCCUGUAUUAAAAAAGUAUUUGGAAAACACUUUGAAGAAAUGGUCAGAAACUGAUGCUGACAAAAUCAAAAGGAAUAUUAGAAAUUAUGUAGCAAUUGCUAGAAAUAAAAAUAAUACUCUAAAUAGGAUCGGUGAUUUCAUUAACAAGUUUUAUGACGAGAAAGAUGAAAAGAAAAUGCAAGAAAUUGUUAAUAAACUAAAGAAUUGCAGUAAUGAGAAAGAUUUUGCCAACGCCGUAAGAUAUGCUUUGCACAAUUUGGUAAUUAAACAUUAUGAUAAAUUAAAUUACACUAUUAGGACUAAAAUAUCACAUGAAAUAAACAGAUUAAGCGAAUAUGCGAUCAAGAGACGGUCUAAAGGCGAUGCGGACGAUUUAAAAUCAAUUUUAAAAAAUAUUGAUAGAUUUGGAAACAAUACACAAACUACCAAAGAAGUUACAUCUGCAGUUAAUCGGAUAAGUAAAGAUAUAGAUGAUAAUAUAAUUGCAAUUCCGGAUAAAGGUUAUGUGUCAGAUGAUAUUGAAAUAAUAAAAAAUAAAUAUCAUUUCACUCCUAAAGGUAAUUAUAACAAUUCGGAAAACAAGAUUGUUUUUCGGCAAGAUACUGAGAAUAAAAUAAUAACUACAACUUCG
Molecule: messenger RNA, 1828 nt
Organism: Cydia fagiglandana
Lineage: Eukaryota; Metazoa; Arthropoda; Insecta; Lepidoptera; Tortricidae
Exons: 2
Source: RefSeq, a predicted model, not a curated record